This is a messenger RNA of Dioscorea cayenensis subsp. rotundata (Guinea yam), 914 nucleotides long. Its product is annotated as ethylene-responsive transcription factor ERF014. Gene Ontology annotation, biological process: regulation of DNA-templated transcription. Lineage: Eukaryota; Viridiplantae; Streptophyta; Magnoliopsida; Dioscoreales; Dioscoreaceae. The record is from RefSeq and is a predicted model, not a curated record. Gene Ontology annotation, molecular function: DNA binding; DNA-binding transcription factor activity.
CUCAUUAUCAAAAUCAAAUCCCUGCAAGCACCAACAAGGAACAAGUAGAAGCUAAUUAAGCAAUGGUGAAGAACAAGUGUAGCAGCAGCAGUAAUAGCCAUAACAGCAGCAAUGCAGUGCAAGGGAGUGUGAACAAGAGGCCAUACAAAGGAGUAAGAAUGAGAAGCUGGGGUUCAUGGGUCUCUGAAAUAAGAGCACCGAAUCAAAAGACUAGGAUUUGGUUAGGCUCAUAUUCCACCCCGGAAGCUGCUGCCCGGGCCUAUGAUGCUGCACUUUUAUGCCUAAAAGGCUCUGCAGCAGCGCUCAACUUCCCACACUUCACUGCUGCUGCCUCAGCAUUCUCCCCUGAAACAAUCUCAGGUAUUAUGUCACCCAAGUCCAUUCAAAGAGUUGCUGCUGCAGCGGCAGCAGCAGCAAGCAAUGCUAUCACUACGUCUCCAUCUCCAUCUCCAUCUCCAUCUUCGCCUCCGGUUUCAUCGCCUUCACAGUCAUUCUAUGAUACUAUAACAGAUGAUGAUACAUUAGGUGUUAUUGAUCAUUCUUCUACUUGUGCUGAUGAACAAUGGAUUGAUUUCAGUGUAUUUGAUUCACCAAAGUUUAUGGAGCAAAUGCUGAAUCCUUGUGGCAGUUCCUUUAAUCCUUUUCAGGUGGAGGACUGGGAGGAAGAAAGUGGUGACAUCCAUCUUUGGAGCUUCUCUUAAUUGCAUGUGUUUGUUUUUGUCUAUCUUUCAGUGAUUGUACUGACAGGGUGUGACCAAAUUGGUCUUAUUUAUUUGUUGUUAUAUGAGUGAGUUAAGGUAGGGAAGGUAAUUCCAGGGAGCCACAGAAUUUUUUAGGUUGUUCCUAGGGAUUUCCUAAUAUGUAUUUUUACAUGUGUGUGUAAAACCUUGUCAUUAAAUGAAAGUAAUAAGUAA